CGACUUCUUCGCUAGAAAAGUAUUAGACGUCUAAGUUGUCACCGCAGAUCGUCGUUCAAUUUUGCUGGACCAAGUUGCGGGCAAUUCCGUGGGGCACCGGGUUCGAAUAAAAAGUCGCGCGAAGUGCAAUAAGUGCCGCCAUCAAUGUCGCGUUAGCGCCAACACAAUAAAAUAGAAAGUCAAUUGGCUUUGGAAAAAGUCGUCGGCUCUACCUCUGUCGUUGGAGACUCGUGAGAUCUCGCACGAUACGAACGACCGCCCCUCAGCCAGACCAAUCGAAUUGCUUUUUUAUUAUUGUUUCCCUAUUCCAUUAGCUCCUUUAUAAUGUUAAAGGCGAGGAUCGUUUAUUAAAGUAAAGAACCCGAUGAACACGUUAAAGAAUUUAUAUUAAUUUGAUUAAGAAAGUAAGAGCCUUCAAAAGGCUUUAUUUUUAUGAAAGGCCUUUUCAUAUUUAUAAUUUGUUUGGAAAGUUGGUUCCUCAUGAAUAACAGUGAAAAAACUUUAGAAAGAGUUUGCUGGAUAUUAUGAAAUUGAAUUAUUACCGAUUUUAUUAACUAUGAAAGUUGAUAGGUUCCUAGAAGCAUCUUGCAUUUAGACGUUCAUCUUAACAAACUAUAAUUCAUCUAAAAAUGUACAUUAAUAAGCAUUUGUUACACGUGACAUACGCAUGUUUAAUGCACCGGUUCCUUUGUAUCGGUGCGUUGGCAGAAACAUAUCGUAGGCAUAAAAUCGAGCCGAGACGUUGCGUGAACGUGUUAACGUAAAGUUUUACAUAAUUACAUACGUGACAUAAUUUACAUGGAGUGCGUUGCCGCCGUGACCGCAAGUUAAGCUGUGCUGGACUAUGACGUCAGGUCGCUUUAUUUCCUGGACGUGUUAAUUCCAUUAAAUCCUCGCGCGCUGAUCCCGAAUGAUUACUGAGAUUAAUUAAUACUGUUUUCAACGUCUGCUUCACGGAAAAUUACUUAACAAAGUGACUACUGAUUUAACAAGAAAUAAAUAAUCACGUCACGAGAUCGAUGAUGUUGGACAGUGAUUUCCAUAACCAGUCGAACCGGUAGCAACUGGUUUCAAUCAGACAUGAAGAACCUACCUCUUAAAUAAUUGUAGAUACUUUGUAUUUGAAUUGAUGAAGAAGUAGUUGUAAUCAAUUGAAGGAUUAUUGAAGACGUUGGUUACGACGAGUUCAUAUGUAAUAUAAAGCACAUAAUACAAUUGAAUAAUUAUCCAGGAUUUAAAAAGUCGUUAUGGUGCUCAUGUUUUUAUCUGUACUUAAGAGCGUCGUUAACCCGUUUUCCUCACUAAUGCAAUGUUAUAAAACAUUCGGAGAUUGUACGUGACGUUUUUAUUUAUUUCUCGCUCCGUCACACGUAGGUAUUACUAAAUAAGAAACACGCACUGUAAUAGCUGGGCACGAGACCUCGACUCGUGCGAAAUCGAGAGUCCGACCAAACUGGCCGGACCGUUCACUUUCACUGCGACAAAGGCCUCUUGUUAGUGUUAUCUUAUUAGCUUACUGACUCUGUUUGUUUUUGACGUUUCGUUUUGUGGCCAAUUACGUCGGCCAAGAGGCGGCAGACGUCGGCGUCGUCUGACGGUUAAGGGUGAGUGUUGCCUGUGAGGCUUGCCGAACAAAUUAGGUAAUAUAGGACGUCUAUAUGAAUUGCAAAUGUGCUGUGAUGAAAAGUUCUAUAAUUAAUCUAAGGAAGUGAAGUACCUAUAAUCCAUUAACAGUGCCGUGUGAUAUGAAAACUUAGUGAAUGUUACCACCUCUCUCCAACCAAGUAAGCAUCGCAGUCGUUAGUGCGACGUUUCGUUUCUUAGAAGCGGAAUCAUUAUCCAGAGUAUAACGAGGUGGGAUGACACAGUGUUCGACUAGGUCAACACUGAAGACGUUCGGGAAAUAAUUAGUUGGAGUGUUUGAUAAAAGUGCGUGGGUGUUCCUUAUGACAAGGACUGAGUAGUUGGAACGCGCGGUUGUUAUUGUGUCGGUGGGUCGCAGAUGCGGUUGUGAUUGUGUAGUGUAGUGGUUACUGUCAUGGUGACGUCAUGGCGCGCGCUGGCGCUGCUGGCGGCGCUGCACGCGUGCGUUGCGCUCCCGGAGCCGGUGUACCACGACCAGUUCGCGGUGCACGUGCCCGCUGGCUCGCACCACGUCGAUGACAUCGCUAGGAGGCACGGCUUCGUCAAUCAUGGACAGAUUGGUUCGCUGAAGAAUUACUACUUGCUGUCACACCAUGAAGUCCGCAAGCGAUCCACGGAGCCGAGUCACGAACAUCAUAAAAAAUUAAAUGACGAACCACAAGUCAGAUGGUUCGAACAGCAAAGGGAAAAGCGGCGUAUAAAGAGGGACUAUUCCCCGUACGAUCGCGCAGCGUUCUCGCAACUGUCACGCAGGUUGCAACCCCAUCGCCCGCACUAUCGGGCACUCACCUCUUCACCAUUCUUUCCUGACCCCCUCUUCAAGGAACAAUGGUACUUGAAUGGCGGUGCCAAGGAUGGUCUGGACAUGAACGUGGCCCCCGCUUGGCAGAAGGGCUACACAGGAAAGGGAGUCGUCGUCUCCAUCCUGGAUGACGGCAUACAGACCAACCAUCCGGAUUUGGCACAGAAUUAUGAUCCCAACGCGUCUACAGACAUCAAUGGCAACGAUGAUGAUCCAAUGCCUCAAGACAACGGUGACAACAAACACGGCACGCGAUGUGCUGGCGAGGUUGCUGCAGUUGCCUACAAUCAGUACUGCGGGGUAGGCAUUGCCUACAACGCGAGUAUUGGUGGCGUAAGGAUGUUGGACGGUGUCGUCAACGAUGCCGUCGAAGCCAGGGCUUUAGGCCUCAACCCAGACCACAUCGAUAUUUACAGCGCUUCCUGGGGACCAGAAGAUGAUGGAAAGACCGUUGACGGGCCAGGACCACUUGCUAGAAGAGCAUUCAUCUAUGGAGUCACUAGUGGUCGUCGCGGUAAAGGGUCCAUAUUCGUAUGGGCAUCAGGAAACGGUGGAAGACAUACAGACUCUUGUAAUUGUGACGGCUAUACGAACAGUAUAUUUACGUUAUCUAUUUCUAGUGCUACUCAAGGUGGUUAUAAACCUUGGUACCUAGAAGAGUGCUCUUCUACCCUAGCUACUACGUACAGUUCAGGUACCCCUGGACACGAUAAGAGUGUCGCCACCGUUGACAUGGACGGCAGGUUACGGUCUGAUCACAUUUGUACAGUAGAACAUACAGGUACCUCAGCCUCCGCUCCUCUGGCAGCUGGUAUUUGCGCUUUAGCCCUAGAAGCAAACCCUGAACUCACAUGGAGAGAUAUGCAAUAUUUAGUUGUAAUGACAUCUCGACCUCAACCCCUUGAAAAAGAAGGAGGUUGGAUUAUAAACGGAGUCAAGAGGAAAGUAAGUCACAAAUUCGGGUACGGUCUAAUGGAUGCUUCUGAAAUGGUCAGUUUAGCAGAACAAUGGGUGUCCGUACCUCCCCAACAUAUUUGUAAGUCACAAGAAAUUAACGAAGAUAAGCAGAUAGAAUCAACAUUUGGUUACACCCUAUCUACGCAUAUGGACGUUAAUGGGUGCAGUUCUACAGUUAAUGAAGUGCGUUAUCUUGAACAUGUUCAAUGUAAAAUAUCGUUAAGGUUCUUCCCUAGGGGUAAUCUACGUAUACUUUUAACAUCUCCAAUGGGUACUGUGUCAACAUUGCUGUUCGAAAGGCCACGCGAUGUUGUUAGUUCGAACUUUGAUGACUGGCCCUUCUUAAGUGUUCACUUCUGGGGUGAACAUGCUGAAGGUAGAUGGACGCUACAAAUAGUAAAUGCUGGCAACAGGCAUGUAAACCAAGCUGGCUUACUUAAAAAGUGGCAACUUAUUUUCUACGGAACAGCAGUUGAUCCAGUACGAUUAAGAACAAAAAGGCCGUCGCCAGUAGCGCCGCCUUUUGCUUUCCCCACCGCCGCAGAUGGCUAUGAAACUAUCGGGGAUUCUUUUUACAACACUGACGCGUUUGCCAACUAUCAAAACUUUCCAAAUCUAUUCGCCGCCGGGUCAGACCCGGAAAAGGCGGUAGCUCGCCUCGAUGGACAUAACGUCCCUUCUCCGCAUGGGGAGAAUGUCCUCGCUGAUAGUAAUGACAAGCGCGUCAUGCAUGACUGUGAUCCCGAAUGCGAUUCUCAAGGAUGCUAUGGAAAAGGACCUACUCAAUGUAUUGCGUGCAAGCACUAUCGUCUGGACGACUCUUGUGUUUCUCGUUGCCCUCCAAGAAGUUACGCUAAUCAGGGUGGAGUGUGCUGGCCAUGUCACGAGUCUUGCGAGACUUGCGUAGGACCGGGUCAGGACUCGUGCUUAACUUGUGCCCCAGCACACUUACUAGUCGCAGACCUUGCUGUCUGCUUGCAACAAUGUCCAGACGGAUACUGGGAAGAUAGUGAAGCUUCCGUUUGCCGGCCAUGUGCGGCUCACUGUGCCACUUGUUCCGAGCGAGCUGAUGGUUGUACGUCUUGUGAACACCAUCUCGUGCUUCAUGAUGGAACGUGUAUGGCAUCGUGUCCGCCUUCUCACUAUGAGACUGAAGAUGAUAUGUGCGCAAAAUGUCACGAAUCCUGUGACACUUGCCAAGGGCCCGGGGAAACGCAGUGCGUGACCUGUCAUCCGUCGACUUAUGCAUUAGACGGGCGAUGUGUUACGUCAUGUCCUCCAGCGUAUUACGCCGACAAAAAGAGGAAAGAGUGUAUGAGAUGUCCCGUUGGUUGCUUAACGUGCACGAGUGGGUUUUGCCUCUCGUGUGAAUCGAACUGGGAACUUAAUAAAAAAGGAAAAUGUAUGCCUGUGGGCAGCGACAAGUGCAGUGCAGGUGAAUUUGCAGUAGAUCAGAAAUGUAAGAGAUGUAACCCGGCUUGCGACUCGUGCUAUGGUGAAAACGAAGGGCACUGCCUGACGUGUCCGAACCCCAACUUACUACAGGAUUACAAAUGUGUACCAGAAUGCAGUAAAGGUUACUACGCCGAGGCUGGUCGUUGUGCACGGUGCAUGCACGGGUGCUCGGACUGUGUGUCGCGACUGAACUGUACCUCGUGCGUCAGCGCUCUGCGAUUACAGUCCGGAGCCUGCAGGACUUCAUGUGCUGAUGGGUAUUACGCGGACCGCGGCACGUGUUCCAAGUGCUAUCUGUCGUGUCGGACGUGUAUCGGGCCGAGACGAGACCAGUGCGCUUCGUGUCCUGAGGGUUGGAGGCUGGCUGCUGGAGAGUGCCAUCCGGAAUGCCCACAAGGUUUUUACCAAAGCCUAGGCGGCUGCCGCCACUGCCACCACUACUGCCGCGAGUGCGACGGCUCCGGUCCCCUCCACUGCAAGUCGUGUCCUCCCCGCUUUAUGCUGGACGGUGGGCUCUGUAUGGAGUGCCUCGGGUCUCAGUACUAUGACGCGACUAGUGGCACGUGCCGCAGCUGUGACGCAAGUUGUCGAACGUGCUCCGGUCCCGGCCAGUUCAGCUGUUCCACGUGCUCCAGGCCGCUGAGAAUUGACAGGUUAAACAAUCAGUGCGUGCCAUGCUGUUCAGAGCGCGGUGUCACCAACUCUACGCCAUCGUCAGACUGUUGCCAUUGUAAUCCUGACAACGGCGAGUGCAUAAACUCGUCGGUGGCAGGCAAGAGGCGUAUCGCGGAAUGGGGCGCGUUGCACACCGCGCCGAGCGCGCAGUCCGCCCCCAGCGCGGCUGUUGUGACGCUCGCGGUGUGCGCGGCGGCCGUCGGCCUGUUCAUUGUAGUACUGGUUGUGUUACAGGCGCAUAGUCCUCGCGAUAAGAAGACGAGGAAGACGAGUGCGCGCGGCGUCGAGUACUCCCGGCUGCCGUACACGGACGUUGGCGUCACCGUGCUGACGUCAUGCACGGACCAGGAGCGACAGGUCGAGUGCGAACACGAACCACUCCUCGAACAUUCCACAUCCACAUAGCGCGCGCUGUGAUCCUAGAAGUAAGUUUAUGACGUAACGUUUUAUCAUCUGUACCUCCACCAUGAGUUUAAAAAAGCAAAUAAGUCACCGCUCGAUUGCGACGACGUAAUUUUUUUCUAUGCCAAAUUUUACAGCGCCUCCAACGGUCACUUACGGAACUCAAAUUUGGCAUACAAAAAAAUUACGUUAUCGUUAUCGAGUGACGACAAAUACUAUUGCUUUAAGCUUAUUGUAGAGGUAAGGAGAGUCAAGUGAACCCGCCACGAGCGUAGGUAAGUCAAUAAGUGAUGUACGAUCACAACUUCCUAGUUAUUGAAAUCUUUAGUUGUUCUUAAUUACCCAUAGAGACAUAAGCAGUAAGUCAACUUUGCUAGUUUGUUAUACUUUGAAACCGAAUCGAUACAAGUUGAACUAUUGUUCAUUUCUUUAUUGUGUUUUGAAGGAGGACCAUUAUUAAUAUUUGUGUUUGAUGUUGUUAGACACCUUUUAAAGGCUUUGUGAAAGCCAACGAGAAUUGUAAAGCGUGUAGUGUACAGCGCGGACGUUUUAUCGACAUAGUCAAUACGAUGUAGUUACUUCUGUUAUAAUUAAUUUAUUUACUCGACUAUCUUUCUAUCGAUCGAUAAAAUGUCCGUACUUACCUUGCCUUAUGAAGUUAUGACACAAGUUUUAUCGAAUAUACCGUGACUUUAGUUACAGUUUCUGGAGGAGUCGAAGGUGUCUGCUUCGUAAAUGCAGGCAUGUCCUCUCCAAUGUCUAGUACUCGACCAUAAUACUGACAAAGGAUAUUCACGAGUAGAUCAAUUUAUCGAAACAAAAUACGUAGCUAUUUAUUAUGACGUAACAAAUGGACUAUUAUAACGAACGCUCUGCUUGACGUGUUCUUUUCUAUAAACGAAAAUAUAACACCAAUUGUAGUAAUAAGAAUUUAAUUCGAAAUUUGUCCGUAUUAUGUCGAUUUGAACCACACUCGAAGUACUAAAGUCUCGUAUUUAUGAAUAACUAUGUAUGUAUGUAAUAUAGCUAGUUAUAAAAUUGUAAGUUGAACAAAAGAGUUCGUGUAGCGAUGGUUUCGACGCCACACUCAGCAUUGUGAUACUUGGACGAUGUAACUGUCAAAGUGUUCCUUCAACAUUAACUUGGAAGUUUGCUAACGAAUCGAUUCCAUAUCAAUUAUACAGUACUUCCAAACGUCCAGAAUAUAUAUUAUAAUCGAUUAAGACUAUAAUAGAUUUGUGCUAAGUUUCGUAACUAUGUUUAAGGAACACAAGUCCAUAUUAGUGGUUCCAUGUUUGCCGGUACAUCUUGACUUAGCUCUCUCGACUUAAUCAAACCUGCCUUUGAUGUUAGCCACGGAGGUAAUUUGCAUUACAACAUGUGUUAUCUUCCCUCUCUGUCACGCAAACAACACUGCGUCCAUAACGUCUCGGACGUUCCUUUGUUUAUCAUUUUAGAACAUUACUUAAGCAUUAAUUGCAUUAUUGUUUAAUUGUUACCUAAGUUCUAUUUUGGUACCACUGUCCAUAGAACACUUUCUAUAGGCAGUUAUGCAAAUUUAGAUUUUAAAAUGUGACCAGUACAGUCUUUAUUGCUGUUACCAAAAUGGUCUAAUAUACAGCAUGAUACAAAGUAUGUGUAUAAAUUAUGCAUGUAGCUGGUUAUCGGUAAACAUGUUUCCACAAAGUCAUUCAAAAGCCAUAAGCCAUGCCACAAUAUACUGUAACGUAGAAUCUGGUUUAAGAUCUGAGGAGCUCUCUUAGUAUGGCGCUACGACCCUACUUGUAAUUAAACGUAUUUUAAUUGUAAUUUAGUUCAUAGGUCCAAAGUUACCAUAGCGUUUUAAAAAUUGUACAAUUAUUGAUUUUGAACCUGUUCAAGUUGACGUUGACGAAAAAUAUAGUUUAAAAAUGUUGAUUCUACUAGACAAUUUUUUACAUAGUCCUAAAAUAUAUGCCUUGACUCGUCAUAAUUUUAACUUUAUUUUAUAAGUAGUAAAGCUUCUUAGUUUAUAAUUUGUAAUUAGUAAAAAAUAAUCAUUCAUU
Messenger RNA from Spodoptera litura, 7980 nucleotides. NCBI's taxonomy places the organism in Eukaryota, Metazoa, Arthropoda, Insecta, Lepidoptera, Noctuidae. The record is from RefSeq and is a predicted model, not a curated record.